Messenger RNA from Neocloeon triangulifer, 1097 nucleotides. RefSeq lists its product as uncharacterized. NCBI's taxonomy places the organism in Eukaryota, Metazoa, Arthropoda, Insecta, Ephemeroptera, Baetidae. The record is from RefSeq and is a predicted model, not a curated record. Bases 182 to 631 code for a protein of 149 amino acids. The transcript has 2 exons.
UACAAUGCCAUUUUAACGCUAUUUUCUAACAAUUAACUUUUGAAAAUGUCCUGAAAGUGAUUGUAACGUGUGUCUAAAGUGUUGUGGGACGAUUUUGUGCCAUGAAAAUUCGGUGGAAGUUGCGGAAAUCGACGAUAAAUUCGCCAAAACUUGAUUCACCGGACCAAGGCCUCGGAGCUGCAUGGCGGCCGGGACAGGUGAGAUUUUCAAUGGAAAGAGCACCGGUGUGAUGCUGGUUGGUCUGCUGGGGACCACCUGUUCUGUUUGGUGUAGCCAGGACGCACGGAGGUCUCGGCCAUCCGUCAUCGGCGCCGCUCCAGAGUGGCCUCGCGUGACGUCCGUUCGUCCGUCCGUGCGUGUCCGAGGACCGGCCGCUCUCAACCGGUCGAUGGCCACGCCUCAAGCACGUGUUUCAGGUCGAAAAAGGACCUCCUUGAGGCGUGGUCUGCACCUGACACGAAUGCUUAUGUGCAACACCAAUAUGGCCGCCCAUUACAUGACCCCUUGCGUGAUCCGCGCCCGGCAUGCCAUGCACGACACCUCCCCGCGACAACUCUAUUUUCGCGCCGAGCCACUUUUCGCAACUCGCGUUUGUUUUGAUAUGAUUUUGUCUGUGCGAACAAGAAAUUAGUUGCGUUGUUUAUCUCUGAUUGACACGGCAGUAAUUUUGCAAUAAUGGUAUAAAAUCAAGGCAGCCUUCAAUUGAAUUAAUUUUCUGUUGUGGAGUAAAGUGUUUUUCAAUUUUUGCGCGAGUACUUUUUCUUGUAUCUGCUGUGAAGUGUGUAAUUAUAUCUGCGAGCAACCGACUUGCUAAUUAUCCUUUCUAAAGUGUGAGAUAUUCUCGCUUUGAAUCGUGCACAAUUAUGCAAUUUUACGGUCUGCCAGCCCAGCAAGUGCUGCUUGUUAGUCAGAUGCUUUCAGCAGAUUAUUAGACACUGACUUGUUUCCUCUUUUUAACAAAUAACUUAAAAAUACGUAAAUAAUAAUACAAUAUUAAGAAGAGGCAAAAUUCAGUCUCUUCCAAAAAAUUAUUAUGAAUUAAAAUUCCAUAUUUCAAACCAAAUCAGGUCUGAUUAAAGCGCUCUUUUGUUUUUCAU